GGUAUGUGCCGGGUUGGCUCGGCGCCGCCCUGCCCGCUCGCUGACGCCGCCGGGCUUUGCCCCCAGGUCCACGCCUGGGAGAUCUCCGACCAGCUGCUGCAGAUCCGCCAGGAUGUGGAAUCCUGCUACUUCGCGGCGCAGACCAUGAAGAUGAAGAUACAGACUUCCUUCUACGAGCUCCCCACGGAUUCCCACGCUUCCUUACGGGACUCUUUGCUGUCCCACAUCCAGAACUUGAAAGACCUGUCACCGGUCAUCGUCACCCAGCUUGCUUUAGCAAUAGCAGACCUUGCCCUGCAGAUGGCUUCUUGGAAAGGCUGUGUACAAACACUGGUUGAAAAGUACAGCAAUGAUGUGACAUCGCUGCCCUUUCUGCUGGAAAUCCUCACGGUGCUGCCAGAAGAGGUUCACAGCCGAUCCCUGCGCAUCGGAGCCAACCGCCGGACCGAGAUCAUAGAGGAUCUGGCCUAUUACUCCAGCACAGUCAUCUCCCUGCUGAUGACGUGUGUGGAGAAAGCGGGCAACGAUGAGAAGAUGCUCAUCAAAAUCUUCCGGUGCUUGGGGAGCUGGUUCAACCUGGGUGUCCUGGACAGCACCUUCAUGGCAAACAGCAAGUUACUGUCCCUCCUCUUCGAGGUGCUGCAACAAGACAAGACGUCCUCAAACCUCCACGAAGCCGCUUCGGAUUGCGUGUGCUCAGCCCUCUACGCCAUCGAGAACGUGGAGACUAACCUUCCCCUGGCCCUGCAGCUUUUCCAGGGCGUCCUCACCCUCGAGAGUGCCUAUCACAUGGCCGUAGCGCGGGAAGACCUUGACAAGGUGCUCAAUUAUUGCCGUGUUUUCACCGAGCUGUGCGAGACGUUCCUAGAUAAAAUCGUGUGCACGCCGGGCCAAGGGCUGGGUGACCUGCGGACGCUGGAGCUGCUGCUGAUUUGUGCCGGUCACCCGCAGUACGAGGUGGUAGAAAUUUCAUUUAACUUCUGGUACAGACUGGGGGAGCACCUGUACAAGACAGACGAUGCUGUCAUCCACAGCAUCUUCAAAGCCUACAUCCAGCGCCUGCUCCACGCGCUGGCCCGGCACUGCCAGCUCGACUCCGACCACGAGGGUGUCCCAGAGGAAACGGAUGAUUUUGGGGAAUUCCGGAUGCGGGUUUCGGACCUGGUGAAAGAUCUGAUCUUCCUGGUGGGCUCGGUGGAAUGUUUUGCUCAGCUCUACGCGACUCUGAAGGACGGGAACCCGCCCUGGGAGGUGACGGAAGCCGUCCUCUUCAUCAUGGCCUCCAUCGCGAAGAGCGUCGACCAGGAGAACAACCCGACACUGGUGGAGGUGCUGGAGGGGGUGGUUCGCCUCCCCGAGACGGUGCACACCGCCGUCCGCUACACCAGCAUCGAGCUGGUGGGGGAGAUGAGCGAGGUGGUGGACAGAAACCCGCAGUUCCUGGAUCCCGUGCUGGGUUACCUGAUGAAGGGGCUGUGCGACAGGCGGUUGGCCUCGGCGGCGGCCAAAGCCAUCCACAAUAUCUGCUCGGUGUGUCGGGACCACAUGGCUCAGCACUUUAACGGGCUGCUGGAGAUAGCCCGUUCCCUCGACUCCUUCACGCUCUCUCCAGAGGCUGCUGUGGGGCUCCUGAAAGGGACAGCCCUGGUCCUCGCCAGGCUCCCCUUGGAGAAGAUAGCAGAAUGCCUCAGCGAACUCUGCGCCGUGCAAGUGAUGGCGCUGAAAAAGCUGCUCUCUCAGGAGCCAAGCAAUGGCCUCUCCUCAGACCCUACUGUGCCCCUGGAUCGACUCGCUGUCAUAUUCAGACACACCAACCCCAUUGUAGAAAACGGACAGAUCCAUCCGUGCCAAAAAGUCAUUCAGGAAAUCUGGCCCGUGCUGUCGGAGACCCUGAACAAACACAGUGCCGAUAACCGCAUCGUGGAGCGGUGCUGCCGGUGCCUGCGCUUCGCCGUGCGCUGUGUGGGCAAAGGCUCCGCCGCGCUGCUGCAGCCGCUCGUCACCCAGAUGGUGAACGUCUACCGGGCGCACCAGCACUCCUGCUUCCUCUACCUGGGCAGCAUCUUGGUGGACGAGUACGGCAUGGAGGAGGGGUGCCGGCAGGGGCUCCUCGACAUGCUGCAGGCGCUAUGCAUCCCCACCUUCCAACUCCUAGAGCAGCCCAACGGCCUUCAAAACCACCCCGACACCGUGGAUGACCUCUUCCGACUAGCAGCCAGGUUCAUCCAGCGCAGCCCCGUCACGCUGCUGCGCAGCCAGGUGAUGAUCCCCAUCCUGCAGUGGGCCAUCGCCGCCACCACCCUGGACCACCGGGACGCCAACUGCAGCGUCAUGAAGUUCCUGCGCGACCUCAUCCACACCGGGGUGGCCAACGACCACGAGGAGGACUUUGAAGUGAGGAAGGAGCUCAUCAACCAGGUGAUGAACCAGCUGGGCCAACAGCUCGUCAACCAGCUGCUGCACACGUGCUGCUUCUGCCUGCCGCCCUACACCCUGCCCGACGUGGCCGAGGUGCUCUGGGAGAUCAUGCAGAUCGACCGGCCGACGUUUUGCCGGUGGCUGGAGAACUCGCUGAAGGGGCUACCAAAGGAGACGACGGGGGGAGCCAUCCAGGUCACACACAAACAGCUGACGGAUUUCCACAAGCAGGUCACGAGGUGAGCAGGGCUCGGGGGACCUCCGCAGCCCCCUCCCGCCCGCUGCUGGCCACCGCCUGG
Molecule: messenger RNA, 2717 nt
Organism: Athene cunicularia (burrowing owl)
Lineage: Eukaryota; Metazoa; Chordata; Aves; Strigiformes; Strigidae
Gene: TNPO3
Product: transportin 3
Exons: 20
Coding region: 4-2661 (885 amino acids)
Biological process (GO): protein import into nucleus
Cellular component (GO): nuclear membrane; cytoplasm
Source: RefSeq, a predicted model, not a curated record